AUGGCGUUUGCUGAGACAAAUAUCAGUUUGUCCCAGCCGGAUAUCACGCAGAAAAUAACGGAGCGCAUAGAUGACCUGAAGCAAAAAAUCGCUGCUUGGGGGAGGCGGAUUCGACGAUUUACCGAGAGGUCAAGGCGGUUCAACCAGGAUCGUUUCUUCGAGAGUGAUCAGAAGAGGUUCUAUAAAUCAUUGGAGCGACCAGAGUUAUGUGGAGCGGGCUCAGGACCGGAUCAGGCUGACAUUAUCGCAUUCUGGCGUGGCCUGUGGUCAGAGCCCGUAAACCACAGCGAGGGCCCUUGGAUGGAAGUUGUGGCGAGCCAGGGUGCGAGUGUUACGCCUAUAGACCCCAUCACCAUAACGCCGGAAGACGUGGCUGAAGCGGUCAGUAGGGCCCCGAACUGGAAAAGUCCGGGGUGA
Molecule: messenger RNA, 417 nt
Organism: Parnassius apollo (apollo)
Lineage: Eukaryota; Metazoa; Arthropoda; Insecta; Lepidoptera; Papilionidae
Source: the annotation of a GenBank genome assembly